Messenger RNA from Choloepus didactylus (southern two-toed sloth), 681 nucleotides. It is a transcript of the gene AMELX, whose product is annotated as amelogenin X-linked. The record is from RefSeq and is a predicted model, not a curated record. Lineage: Eukaryota; Metazoa; Chordata; Mammalia; Pilosa; Megalonychidae. Gene Ontology annotation, biological process: multicellular organism development.
AUGGUUCACCCACUCCAGCUCCAGGACCAAGCAGAAUCCCAGGAGCUACCACUUCAUCCAGGGCACCCUGGUUAUAUCAACUUCAGUUAUGAGAUCUCAUGAUUUCCAGCUAUUGCUAUCGACAAGACUGCAUUAGUGCUUACCACUCUGAAGUGUUACCAGAACAUAUGGCAGCUGUACCCUUCCUAUGGUUACAAACCCAUGGGGAGAUGGCAGCACCACCAAAUCAUCCCCAUGCUUUCCCAGCAGCACCCCCCAAACCAUGCCCUGAAGCCUUAUCCUCAUGUCCCCAUGGUGCCAGGUCAGCAGCCCAUGGUCCCCCAGUAGCCAAUGAUGCCAGUUCCUGGCCAGCACUCCAGGACCCCAACCCAACACCCACCAAACCUCUCUCCAUCCGCCCAGCAGCCCUCCCAGCCGCAGUCUCUCCAGCCCGGCCAGCCCCAGUCACCCAUGCACCCCAUCCAGUCCCUGCCGCCACAAUGGCCACCUCUGCCUCUGAUGUUUCCCAUGAAACCCCUCCCCCAGCUUCCUGAUCUGCCUCUGGAAGCUUGGCCAGUGACCAACAAGGCCGAGCGGGAGGAAGUAGUUGACUACACCUUGAAGCCAGCAAAUCCUUCUGCUCUCACUGGAUUCCUCUCUGGGGACCCCUCCAGGGUCUCUUCCCGCUUCAGCCCUUGCUGA